Fundulus heteroclitus (mummichog) is the source of this 1671-nucleotide messenger RNA. RefSeq names its product stonustoxin subunit beta-like. The coding region runs from base 1 to 846 and encodes 281 amino acids. Lineage: Eukaryota; Metazoa; Chordata; Actinopteri; Cyprinodontiformes; Fundulidae. The record is from RefSeq and is a predicted model, not a curated record. Gene Ontology annotation, molecular function: protein binding. The transcript has 4 exons.
AUGGUUACAUUCCCUGAAAUACAGAUCAGCAAGGACAAGCCCCUGCAGGAGCGUUUAUCAGGCUGUCUGAUCUCAGAGGAUGGCUGUGCUUCUUUGGCUUCAGCUCUGAGCUCCAACCCCUCCCAUCUGAAAGAGUUGGACCUGACUUACAAUCAUCCUGGAGACAAAGGAGUGAAGCUGCUGUCAGCUAGACAGAAAGAUCCACUCUGCAAACUGGAAGAUCUCAGGGUAAAGCCUGCUGGAGCCCGAUGGUUGACACUAGGUCUAAAAAAGUAUUUCUGUCAACUCACAAUUGACACAAACACAGUCAGCAAAGAGCUCAAAAUGUCUGAAAACAACAAGAAGGUGACAAAUGGGGAGGGGUUGCAGUGUUAUCCUUCUCAUUCAGAGAGAUUUGAUGUUCCUCAGCUGCUGUGUAGAACUGGUCUGACUGGUCGCUGUUACUGGGAGGUCGAGUGGAAAGGAAAAGUUAAUGUAUCAGUGAGUUACAGAAGAAUCCGGAGGAAAGGAGAUGGUGAAGCCUGUUCGUUUGGAUGGAAUGAUCAGUCCUGGAGUCUUAUAUGCUCUCUCGAUGGUUACUAUAUAAUGCAUAAUAACACACGAACCUUCAUCUCCUCCUCCUCCUCCUCCUCCUCCUCCUCCUCCUCCUCCUCCUCCUCUGGCAGAGUAGCAGUCUAUGUGGAUUGUCCUGCUGGCAUUCUGUCCUUCUACAGAGUCUCCUCUGACUCACUGAUCCACCUCUACACCUUCAACACCACAUUCAACUAUCCUCUUUUUCCUGGGUUUGGGUUUUGGAGGUCCAGUUCUGGUUCCUCAGUGGUUUUGUGCAGAACUGAGUCUAAAUAGUUGCCUCCUGUCAGGUAACCCCUCUCACUAUUCAACAGAUAGUUCCGUCUGUACAUGCCUGUCUAUUUCACCCAGAAACAUGUUUUCAGAUUCAUGGAUUCAAAACCGUUGUUAUUUGACGAGGUAUUACAAAUACUGUUGUAAAAUCAGCCAUGGAGGAUAAAAUCAGACUGUGAGUUUAAAGCCACUGAAUUGUGAGACUUUUACAGGCCUCCAGGUGACUGCCCAUCACAGCUUUAAGGAAUGUAACUCUGUUGGUACUUUGUAAGGAUGGAGGACUAAAGGGAAGAGCAAUUUGGAUGGAUAAAUUUAAUGGCAAACGAGUGCAUUGCUUGCUAACUAAUGAUAGCCUCGUUAAGGGAGUUGUGACAGGGAUCCCAGUGAAUGUGUCAGUUGAUGAAUUCAAAGCAAACAUUACAAAUGCAAAAGUAAAGGAUGUCAACCAUAUGAAACCUUCCAGCAAUGGGGUCUAUUGAGACAGCUUGUCAUUGCCGAUUACGUUUGAGGAAAAUAGACUCCCAGAUUUAUGUUGAAUACAUGUGCUAUGAUGUCAGAUUGAAUAUUCCUCAACCACAUUGAAAGCUUUACAUGUCAAAGACUUGGACAUGUUGCUGCAGCUUGUAAGGGUAAGCAGAGGUGUGGAAAAUGUAGUGGAGAACAUAAGUAUGGAAAAUGUGAGGAAGGGGCGAAGUUGAAAUGUAACUGUAGCGGUGAACACAGUUCAACAUCUAGAGGAUGUGAAGUCAGUAAAAGGGCAGCAGAAAUCCAGAGAGUUAACGUUACUCAAGGAAUCAGUUAUGCAGAGGCCAUAAAGAAGGUACAAAA